Messenger RNA from Miscanthus lutarioriparius, 735 nucleotides. Lineage: Eukaryota; Viridiplantae; Streptophyta; Magnoliopsida; Poales; Poaceae. The record is from the annotation of a GenBank genome assembly.
AUGGGUAAGCGAAUUGCUGUGCGCAAGAUGUCGACUACUCGUACUACUUAUCUUCAUCCCAAUCUGCUUGGAAAGGAGUCGGAGGGUAGCCGGCGUCAACAGCCGGGUACCCAGGGGACAGUUGAAGCCGAGAUGGCAACGGAUCUAGUAGUAGAGAAGGCUUCCACACUCGGGGCGAGUACUCAUCCUCGACUAGAAGAAACGUCUUCGCCCGGAACAGAGGAACAGCCCCCGGUGACGGAAGCCGCCGGAGAUAAGAUGUGCCCGCCCUCGAAGAAGAAGAAGGUGCUGAAGCCUGAAGGUUCGGUGUCGCCCAAAGAUGCUUGCCACAAAGCCAAGCUGAUCCGUGAGGGCGCUGACCGGGAUCUUCUGCAGGCGCUGAAAACCACUCGGCAACAAGAAGAAAAUCUGGCCGCUGUAAAGACCGAGUUGAAAGAUCUGCAAGAAGCCGUAGAGUCCACCCUUGAUCUGAUCCCGGAGGAGGAGGAUGGCGAGGCAUCUCUGCUUGAACGCGCCAAGAUAGCACCCGGCCGCCUAAUGCAGUAUGUCAAGGACAUGGCUAAAGCCAUCGUGAAGAGUCUGCUAGGGAUCCUUCAUGCCCACAUGCCAAGGGCUGAGUUGACCGUGAUCCUUAAAAGGCCGGAAGGUUGCACUAACAAGGAACUAGCUGCCGCAGAGGGGCGAAUAGAUGAUUUGGCCACAUCUUAUGCGGGUAGCCUAGAUCUUGAAGGAUGA